AUGCCUGCAGACACUUCCAAACCAAAUGCACUCGCCGCCGCCGCGCGCCGCAGAAACAAUCUCAGGCGCGACACCGAGGACAUCAAGUACGAUAGCAGCCACGCUCGCGAAAUUGAGCUAAAGCGGAGUAGAGGCGAAAUCUCGUGCGCCGAAUGUCGUAGGCUGAAGAUACGUUGUGACAAGACUAUACCAUGCCAGUCAUGUCAGCGCCGUGGGUGUGCUGCAUUGUGUCCUAAUGGUCCCCUCGCGACCGGUCAGGGCACUCGCUUUGUCCUCGCUGCGACGGAGCACCUGCAUCGUCGAAUAGCGAAGAUGAGUGAGCGCAUACAUCAACUCGAAGACGCGCUCGCCAUCCUGCAGGCGAAGAGUUCGAACGAGCCGCACCCAUUGUUGUCUGACGGGUUGUCCAAGAACAAAAAUAUUGACUCGGACGACGACAUGUUGGCUCCGGAGCAGCCGACCGCGGCCUCAGGCGAUGUCGUCUCAGCUUUCGGCAUGCUUUCGAUGUCCGACCAUGGUGUCUCAAGGUUCUUCGGUCCCACAGGCGGAACCGAAGUAUCUUGUCUCCAGUCCGAUAGCGAUGUCCCGUCGUCACCCAGUAACGGUAGCAGGUCCCCAGAAUCUUUGCGGGGGUCGAAGACGCCACCUCUCCCUGGCGAGAUCACACGUUUCUCCAACGCGUUCCCCUUCACUCCCAUGGGUCCACCUCAUCACGUAUACGAGCUGAUUGAGGGUCAUCUCCCCCCGUAUCCCCGUGCCUGUGAGUUGCUCGAGUCGUACGUGAGCCACGCCGCCUGGCUAUUCCGCAGCGUACCACGCACACAGCUCUUCGACGAGAUGCUUCCCCGCUAUUACAGGCAGGCGGCCGACGAUGACGCCCCUCUCCCGAGGAUGGAACAGAGCAAUCCGCACGACCUUGCGCUUCUUCUACUUUGCUUUGCGAUCGGAGCCCUCAUGGACCUCAAACAGCAGCCGUACAACUCCGAAGCAGAGCACUACUGUCAGCUGGCUCAGGCAGCCAUGUGUCUGCACCCGGUACUUGCAAAUCCCACACUUGUCACGAUCCAAGCCCUCCACCUGCAGAGUAUCUACGUGGCUAUGGUGGGCAAUGAGCCUGGUGGCCAGGAUAAUCAGAUGGAGUUUUCGUGGGCUCUGGUCACUCUUGCUGGCCAGCUUUCUCAUACGGUAGGUGUACGGGAUCGUGACAGUGCAAGGUUUGGUUUCUCGCCGGAGAUUGUUGAGCGGCGCAGAGUGACGUUCUGGGAUCUAUUCGUUGCUGACGCGUGGCAGCAGAGUCUCAUGACAGGGCGCCCCCCUGUCAUACAGAGAGAGUAUAUUGACUGCAAGUUCCCCACGCCCACUGCCACACCUGAUGAUGAGGACCUUGGUGAAGAACUCGAGACAUGGGGUUUCCGUUUCGCAUUGAACUGUGUGGCCGAAGUUGCGUCGAAGACGCUCACUGCUGAGGCACCGUCAUACGACACUAUCAUGGAGCUUGAUCGCAAAGUACGCGAGUUCCCAAUACCGCCCGACGCCGCGGCGAUGCUGGAGGAUCUCGACACGCCUCUCGACAGAGAACCCCCACCGCUACAGGACAGCAUGAUUCGCUUCGUCCUCUCCCACUCGCGGGAAGUCAUCCUUUUGUUUCUCCAUCGUAGCUUCUUCGCGCAGGCCAUCAUUGACUGUCCGAGGAAUCCGCUCAGGAGCGCGUACGCGCACUCAUUCCUUGCUGCGUAUCGGUCAUCCUCCACGGUGCUCAAGGUAGUCCGUGAUCAGUUCAAAUUGUAUCCCAGUAUGUGCGCGCGCUUCUGGGUCAUCUGGACGUUCGCCUUCUCCGCUGCGGUCGUGUUCGCUACCGUGGUUACCCGCGGCCCACGCUCGGCAAUGGCCCCGCAGGCCCUUGCACAGCUUGAUCAAGCGUAUGAGCUGUUUACACAAGCGUCGAAGCACAGUCGGCGUGCCGCGAAAGCGCUGCCUAUUCUGUUGCGCCUGCGAGAGAAGGCGCACUGCUCGUUCGCGGCUGCGCUGAACGAUCCCAUGUACGACGGCGCGCUGUGGACCGUCAAGACUGAGAAGGACGAGGACGAGCUGGACAUCUUCGCCGGCCGCACCGCCGUCGUCGCCUCUAAGCGUCCCUCGCCUUCGCCUACUGCUCAUCUCCCGCCAUUGCACACCGGCGAGAGCCUCCCGCUCAUCACUCCCCCUUCCUCAAUUCCGAUUGUGCCGAUGGCAGAUCCAAACGGUGUACCGCUGACGGAGGCGUGGCCUAUGCACAGGCAGACGUCAGCGUCGUCCAGUGGACUUCCGCAUGUGUCCUCCCAGUAUCCUCCCCAGCCGUCGCAACAAGUACACCAAGCUAUGCACGUGCAGUCGCACCCCCACGCGUCACAACAUCCAUAUCAUCGCCUCAGCUUCUCUCAGUCCGCACCACCUCCGCCAUCCCCACAAGCGGGCUCGUCGUCAUAUCAGUGGGCUGGGGGACAUGGACACUCGCACUCGCCGUCGGGCCUAGCGCCCCCGACGCAGAGCUACGGGGACCAGAUACCCCCUACCACGCAUGUGCCACCUCAACACCCGCAUUCACAUUACAGCUCGCAGUACCCGCCAAGCACGGAGAUGUCGGCGGACAUCCUGCAGCGGUACGCCGAGGCUGGGUAUCAGAAUCCCCCUCACCAUGCCCACCAACAGCACGGGCACCCGCACGGCGGGCAGCCAUUCGCGCCGCCGUCGGAGCUGGUGAACCUGGGCUUGGCGUCGCGCCAUGGGAGGCUGGACGAGCGGUGGACGUCGUUCAUGCACGAGAAUGGGUUCCUGUAG
This is a messenger RNA of Dichomitus squalens LYAD-421 SS1, 2817 nucleotides long. RefSeq lists its product as uncharacterized. The record is from RefSeq and is a predicted model, not a curated record. Gene Ontology annotation, molecular function: DNA-binding transcription factor activity, RNA polymerase II-specific; zinc ion binding; DNA binding. Gene Ontology annotation, biological process: regulation of DNA-templated transcription; DNA-templated transcription. Bases 1 to 2817 code for a protein of 938 amino acids. NCBI's taxonomy places the organism in Eukaryota, Fungi, Basidiomycota, Agaricomycetes, Polyporales, Polyporaceae. The transcript is spliced from 13 exons.